Psammomys obesus (fat sand rat) is the source of this 3722-nucleotide messenger RNA. It is a transcript of the gene Ggta1, whose product is annotated as glycoprotein alpha-galactosyltransferase 1 (inactive). The transcript has 9 exons. Bases 410 to 1546 code for a protein of 378 amino acids. Gene Ontology annotation, biological process: carbohydrate metabolic process. The record is from RefSeq and is a predicted model, not a curated record. Gene Ontology annotation, cellular component: membrane; vesicle; Golgi apparatus. Gene Ontology annotation, molecular function: hexosyltransferase activity. NCBI's taxonomy places the organism in Eukaryota, Metazoa, Chordata, Mammalia, Rodentia, Muridae.
CCCAGAACUGAUCUGGCUACCUCUUUCAUUUGCCUGGAGGUAGCUAGGUGAGUCUCAGGAGGCUGGAGAUUCUGGGCGGAGCCCUGGGCUUGUCUUUUUUUAGCUGGGAGACACCUUCCCUGGCAGACUCUUCUUGGAAUGCGAAAUACUGCCUGCUGAAGACCUCGCGCUCAGGCUCUGGGAGCUGGAACACUGCACCUUCCUUUCCUCUGAGCUCUGCCUCCUUCAGCAGGCCGGAGCUCAGCAGAACGCUGUUGCCUUGCUGUUUGCUCUGGAGGGAACACAGCAGACAAUGAGAUCUUUCUUCUGAGAUAAGCUCACAGCUUCCGCCUGUGCGAGCUCAUAAAGAAGCCAGCUCUUCAGAUGGCCUCUUAUUCUUAGCUACUACCUGAGAAGAAAGGAAAGUGAGAUGGCUCAGCAGGAGAAAAUAAUGAAUAUCAAGGGAAAAGUAAUCCUGUCGAUGUUGGUUGUCUCAACUGUGGUUGUCAUGUUUUGGGAAUAUGUCAACAGCUCAGGAGGCUCGCUCUUGUGGAUAUACCACACAAAAAUUCCAGAAGUUGGUGACAGCAGCAGGCACAAGGAAUGGUGGUUCUCAAGCUGGUUUAAUAAUGGGACGCACGGUUACCAAGAGGAGGACGACAUAGAAAAAGGGAGAGAAAAGGGAAGGCGUGACCGAGUUCAAGAGCCUCUCCUAUCGGACUGGUUCAAUCCACAGAACCGCCCGGAGGUUUUGACGGUGACCCACUGGAAUGCACCAAUUGUGUGGGAGGGAACUUACGACACAGAUCUGCUGGAAAAUUACUAUGCCAGGCGGAAAAUCACCGUGGGGCUGACAGUUUUUGCUGUGGGGAGGUACAUCGAGCGUUACUUGGAAGACUUCCUGGAGUCGGCGAACAGACACUUCAUGGUUGGCCACAGGGUCAUCUUCUACGUCAUGACCGACGACGCCUCCAGAAUGCCCCUGAUUCACCUGAGCCCCCUGCACUCCAUGCAGGUGUUCGAGAUCGAGCCGGAGAAGCGGUGGCAGGACAUCAGCAUGAUGCGCAUGAAGACUAUCGGGGAGCACAUCCGGGCCCACAUCCAGUACGAGGUGGACUUCCUCUUCUGCAUGGACGUGGAUCAGUUCUUCCAGGACACUUUCGGGGUGGAGACCCUGGGCCAGCUGGUCGCGCAGCUCCAGGCCUGGUGGUACAAAGCCAGCAACGACGAGUUCACCUACGAGAGGCGGGAGCUGUCGGCUGCCUACAUUCCGUUUGGGCAGGGCGAUUUCUACUACCACGCGGCCAUCUUUGGAGGGACGCCCGUCCGCAUUCUCAACCUCACCAGGGAGUGCUUCAAGGGGAUCCUCCAGGACAAGAUGAACGACAUAGAGGCAGAGUGGCACGAUGAGAGCCACCUCAACAAGUAUUUCCUUUACAACAAACCCACGAAAAUCCUAUCUCCAGAGUAUUGCUGGGACUACCAGAUAGGCCUGCCUGCGGAUAUUAAAAAUGUCAAGGUAGCUUGGCAGACGAAAGAGUAUAAUUUGGUUAGAAAUAACGUCUGACUUUAGAUUACCGUGGUAGAUUUCUAAAUUUGACAGCAUUUUUCUGGCUAAUUCCUCAGAAGGUGAUAACACUCAAUUUUAACUUAAAACAAACCAAAACCCACCAACAUGGCAAACAGGUACUAUUUCUCCUUAUUACUUUGAGCCUUGUAAUGUGGGCGCGAGAGGCUAUGGUGAGUAAUCAGGUGUAAAUUCUCAGUGAUUUCUCAUAUAUUCUGGGUUUAGGGGAAAUACUAUAUACGUUGAAGUCAGAUUAAUUUGCCAUAGGUAAAGAAGACGCCAGAACUUUCUGCCCAGUAGGUCAGAUAACAUGCUGGAUAGCGGGGUGCUGAGAGAAAUGUUUGGCAGCGAGAUGGGCUGGGUCGGAGUGGGGCACGCUGUCCCCUUGGUUUCAUUGCUUCCCUGUUUGCGCCGAUUCCAAAGUAACACAGAUAGGCCUAGCAGCCAGAGAACUUUAAAGAGGAUCCUGUUAGCAUACAGGAGGUCCCCCUGGCCUGCCUUUCAGGGUCCUAGCAACUUCUGGUGAUGUCAUCACUUCCUGCCACCAGUUGCCUGCCAGAUAAAAGUCCCCUGCCAGCCUUCCCAGCUCUCUUAACUCUCAGUCUCUGUCUCUCAGUCUCUUUCUCUCUUUGUCUGUCUUGGACACCCUCCUCUCUGCCCUCUGUCUCCCCCUCCCCCUUUUCCAUAAUAAACCUUUUUAGCAGAUCUGUUUCUCGUGGUAUUAAUCCUGACAGCUGUCAGUGUGAUCUUCAAAGUCUUUAAAGCUGAUGGCUUUUAGCCUCGGCGGGCCAGGCCUCAUCAGUCUAUUGUUUGGCUUCUGUACAUUAAGAAGGCAAAGGGUGCUGGUUGGUACCUUGGUGGCACGUGUUCAGAGUCCCAGAAAGUAUGGGGCUGACUGCUUAGAGGCUGUGCUCUACCGGAGGGACACGGGGCAUGGAGUUGAUGCUUGAAUCAAGUUGCAGAUACUGGCAGCUUUCCUGCAGUGACUAACAGCUGGAAAUGAAUGGAGGAUGCUCUCUGUCUUGCCCAAGUCAUAUUCAGGCCAUUAGACUUGUGUGUUGAGUUCUGUGGAGAGGAGGCUGGGCGCUGUUAGCGGAGGAGUGGACUACAAGGACCCGAUUUCCUUCGGAAGACAGUCUGUCACCGUCUUGGCAUACCAUCUUCUCUGAGCCUCAGGGUUCCUCAGGCCAGCGUGUGCCACGACUGACACGAAGGAGUGGACUGGAAAAGCCCUCCAUCACAUGACCUCGUUUUCCCUUGCUCUGUCUGUACUACGCAAGUGCAGCAGCCAGGCAGAGGUACUGAACGACGUUGGACAACUGACUUCAGAGCAAAAGGAAAUCCCAUCACUGCAGCCGAGCUGCUGGGUGUUCGAGUCCCUUCUCGGAAAGAAACGUAGCAUAGCUACAUCAGUGGUUCUCAACCUGUGGGUCACGACCCCUCGGGAGGCUGAGGGACUUUCGCAGGAGUCUCCUAAGACCAUUGGAAAACACAGCAAAAUUACAGUUAUGAAGAAGCAAUGGGAAUAACUCUGGCUGGGGGCCACCACCACCUGAGGGACUGGGUGAAAGUGUCAGAGCAGGAAGGCUGAGAAGCAUUGCUCUCUUUGGUGACUUAAAGCAAAUCUGUGUAACGGGGGUUGUCGGUGUGUGUCUCCAUGUUGGCGUCCAUUUUUCUUUUGCUCGUCUUCCAGGUUAGGGCAUCUGUUUCUGUUUCAAGUAGUUUAUCGAAGAAGCCGUUGCGCUAUUUUGAUAGUGUGAGGGGCUUCGAUAAAAAAGGAUCUCACGUUCGUCUACACUGCGCCAACUCUUACUCUUCAGCUGUUCAAAAAGAAGUCACACCCCAGCAGCAACAAACCCCAUAGGCUUCCUGCAUUGGUGAGCACGGCAAAAGGAAGUGAGACCACACAUCCACUAAGAAUUCUGCCUCUGUCACUCACCUUGUGCUGGACCUGGUCUAAAGUGAGAGGGUCUAAUGGUCUUAAGUCCUGAACCAAGCAAAAGAUCUGUUCUGAAAGUGUACAGGAGAGGCUGGAGGAGUUUGGGGGGGAUGUCUUGAUCUUUAAAAAAUUCACCUAAUUUUAAAUCCUUAAUGAGUAAAUUUAGGAUGUUACUAAAGGUAAUGUUUAAAGUUUUUUUUUUAAUAAAAAUUCUGUUUUACAACUGAAUAAAUUAUU